UGGAAAAAUGGUGUUUAUGCCUAGCCGCUAAUUGUUCCGUGACCCCAACGCUUAACCUAAGUUUUUUAAAAAUGAGGAGAAGUUCAGCACCUAGUCAAAAAUUUAGAACUGAGGAUUUAAUUUCACAGAAAAACAAUUUUGUGACUCCAUUAACAAAUAAGAGAACUAGAAACAGGUCUAAUGAUAAUCAAACUGUUAAACGUACCGCUCUAUCACCUCUUAAUACUGAAAUUGUAUUCCUUUCAGACCAUGAAGAAAUUAUUAAGAAAUUGUCCAAACCUUUUAAAUGCCCUGUUCCAAAUUAUGAAGGGUCAAGAUCCACCAAAAAUUUAGGGAUUCGACGUCCGCAAGUAAAAAGAGCACUUUAUGAUCCCAAUACACCCAAUGCGCUUGUAUUGUAUUCUCCACCAGAAGUAUCUGAACAUGAUAAAUUGAAAAAAGAUGGAACAGUACUAGUUCAUGUAGUUGUUGAUCCUCAAUUAGGAAAUAUUUUACGUCCUCAUCAGAGAGAAGGAGUUAAGUUUAUGUAUGAUUGUGUGACGGGAGUCCAAAUACCUGGCUCUUAUGGAUGUAUCAUGGCAGAUGAAAUGGGUUUAGGUAAAACAUUACAGUGUAUAACUUUACUAUGGACUUUAGUUAAACAAGGACCUGAAGCAAAACCACUGAUAGAGAAAGGAAUAAUAGUAUGUCCAAGUUCAUUAGUAAAAAAUUGGAGCAAUGAAAUUAAUAAGUGGUUGAAAGGUCGGCUGUCAUCUAUGAUUAUGGACGGUGGUGCAGAUGGUAAGAAAAAACUGCUACAAUUCAUGCAAGGAAAAGGGAUGACGGCCAUACCUGUUCUCAUAAUAUCUUAUGAAACGUUUCGCAUGCAUGCUGAUAUUUUACAUAAAGGUGAAAUAGGAUUGGUGCUUUGUGAUGAAGGUCACAGGUUAAAAAAUUGUGAAAAUCAAACCUAUCGGGCACUAAUGGGCCUUAACGCUAAAAGGAGGGUAUUACUUAGUGGUACUCCCAUACAGAAUGAUUUAUUGGAAUAUUUCAGUUUGAUUCACUUUGUAAAUGAAGGAUUAUUAGGCAGUGCUUCCGAAUUUAAGAAGAAAUUCGAAAAUUACAUUCUGAGAGGACAAGAUUCAACUGCUACAGAUUUAGAGCGACAGCAUGCUUCAGAGCGUCUUACAGAAUUAACUAAUAUAGUAAAUAAGUGUCUUAUUCGUCGUACUUCUUCGCUUUUAACAAAAUAUUUACCAGUUAAAUUUGAAAUGAUCAUCAUCUGUCAGCUAACACCUUUACAGAAACAACUUUAUAUCAACUAUAUAAAUUCGGAAUCAAUAAGACGUUCCGUAAACGACAUAGACUCUAAAAAUACCUUAAGUACUUUAGCGAGUAUUACUACUUUGAAAAAGCUAUGUAAUCAUCCAGAUCUAGUACUAGAAAAAAUUUUGGAAGGAUCAGAAGGAUUUGAGAAGAGUAGGAAUAUUUUACCGCAAAAGAAAGGACCGAACGAUGUAAGGCCUGAACUUUCUGGGAAAUUAAUGUUGUUAGAUUGUUUUCUCGCAAAUCUUAAAGCGAAUUAUAGCGAUAAAAUUGUUUUAGUUUCGAAUUAUACUCAAACAUUGGAUUUGUUUGAAGUGUUAUGCAAAAUAAGAGGUUAUUUGUAUGUGCGAUUGGAUGGUUCAAUGUCGAUAAAAAAACGAGCGAAAGUGGUUGAAAAUUUUAACAAUCCCGAAUCGAACGAAUUUAUUUUUAUGUUAAGUUCAAAAGCUGGGGGUUGUGGUCUCAAUUUAAUUGGUGCCAAUCGAUUGAUAAUGUUCGAUCCAGACUGGAAUCCUGCUAAUGACGAUCAAGCAAUGGCCAGAGUUUGGAGAGACGGCCAACAGAAACCAUGUUAUAUAUAUAGAUUUUUAGCGGCUGGUUCAAUUGAAGAGAAAAUUUUCCAAAGACAGGCCCAUAAAAAGGCUCUAAGUUCAACGGUGGUGGAUAUGAACGAAGAAACUGCCAGACAUUUUAGCAUUGCAGAACUUAGGGACCUAUUUAAAUUGGAAGAUACUGAUUCAGAUACACAUGCGAGGCUCAAAUGUAAACGGUGCUUAAAUCGAAUUCAAGUUAAGAAUCCUCCCGAUGAAGCAGAUUGCACAGACGAUUUAUCGAUGUGGUAUCAUUGUUGGGACAAAAAAGGCUUAGCAGAUAUGGUUCUAAAACAAAUAUGGGAUAUGUCAAAAUACAUUUCGUUUGUAUUUCACCAGAGAUCUGCAAAACAAGAAAUUUCUUCUGUGAAAAUUGUAGAAGAAGAUCCAGACUAUGAUGAAAAAGAGAAUGACUACAGUGAUAAGGAUUCUGAUUAUUCCGAUUAAUUUGUUUGGAUUAAAAAUGUCAAAUACACCAAUGUGAUAUUCAAAUUUCAUAUUAUAAACUUUCAAAUAUAUAUUUAUUUCAAAUAUUAAUGUUACAAAAAAAUACAAUAAGGUAUAAUGUUUUUUAAAAAAUUAAUUUUAAUUUGUAGAUAGAUUUAUAUGUUCCUGCUCUUUCUUAUUCCUAUUAUUUGCGUUAUUGUUAAAUUUAAAACAUAAUUAUUGGAAGAAAUUACAAAAAAAGAGACCAGUUAUAGACUCCCAGUCGAAUGCUUGA
Diorhabda sublineata is the source of this 2619-nucleotide messenger RNA. RefSeq names its product DNA repair and recombination protein RAD54-like (gene okr). The coding region runs from base 72 to 2345 and encodes 757 amino acids. NCBI's taxonomy places the organism in Eukaryota, Metazoa, Arthropoda, Insecta, Coleoptera, Chrysomelidae. The record is from RefSeq and is a predicted model, not a curated record. Gene Ontology annotation, molecular function: DNA translocase activity; ATP binding; ATP-dependent chromatin remodeler activity. The transcript has 11 exons. Gene Ontology annotation, biological process: reciprocal meiotic recombination; double-strand break repair via synthesis-dependent strand annealing. Gene Ontology annotation, cellular component: nucleus.